This is a messenger RNA of Silurus meridionalis, 584 nucleotides long. RefSeq names its product replication protein A3 (gene rpa3). Gene Ontology annotation, biological process: DNA replication; nucleotide-excision repair; double-strand break repair via homologous recombination. Gene Ontology annotation, molecular function: single-stranded DNA binding; damaged DNA binding. Bases 83 to 436 code for a protein of 117 amino acids. NCBI's taxonomy places the organism in Eukaryota, Metazoa, Chordata, Actinopteri, Siluriformes, Siluridae. The transcript has 4 exons. The record is from RefSeq and is a predicted model, not a curated record. Gene Ontology annotation, cellular component: nucleus; site of double-strand break; DNA replication factor A complex.
CGCGGUUCUUUUUCAUCCUCUAGGUUUGGGCUCAGUCGGAGUUUUACAGUGAAGUAAAGUGUAAAGUGUAGAGGAGAAUAAAAUGUCGGGUGUAUACGAGGCUUCGAAACCCAGGAUUAACGCGUCGAUGCUCCCACAGUUCGCCAGCAGGCCGGUGUGCUUUAUAGGGCGCGUGGAGAAGGUGCAUCCGACAGGCAAAUCGUUCACGUUGACGGACGGCGAGGGAAAGAACGCGUCCGUGGAGCUUAACGAUCCGCUGGAGGAAGAGUUGAGUGGAAUAGUGGAAGUUCUCGGAAUGGUGUCGAACAAAGGAACCAUCAUGGCUGCAGCGUACCACGUGUUCAGGGAGGAGAAAGGAAUUUCAUUCGAUUUGGAGCUGUACAACGAGGCCCUGAAAGUCAUUAACGAUUUCCCGCAAUUUUACCCCUUCAAGUAAAAUGCUGCACUAUACCUCUGUCCAUUUGUUCUCCUCCUCCUUCUCUUAUUUUGUAUGUAGUUUUCUUUUCCUUGUAAAUAAUUGAAAGCAGUUCAGAGCGAAAAGCUUUUCAUUUUUUAGAUAAAAAGAAAUAAAAAUUGGUUACAGA